AUGGAUUUUUGUGAUUUAAAUGUUGCAACUCCUAAAGACGAAUACUCAAUGCCUGUGGCAGGAAUGCUGAUUGAUUCAGCUGCAGGCUUCGAGUAUCUUAGUAUGCUUGAUGGGUACUCUGGGUAUAAUCAAAUAUUCAUUGUUGAGGAAGAUGUGUCUGAAAAUGCAUUUCGAUGCCCUAGGGCAAUAGGCACCUAUGAAUGGCAUGUUGAUGUUUAUGUGUCUUCACAUUUUGAUGUAAUUAAGCAUAUGCUAUCAAAACCAAUCGUGCACAACAUGAUUGGCAAGUGGGCUCUAGCCCUUACUGAGUAUUCCCUAGCAUUCUUGCCUUUAAAAGCAAUGAAGGGUCAAGUGGUCUCAGAUUUCAUUGUCGAUCACGCAGUGAUUGAAAAACCCUCAGUACUAUGUGGAAUUGAAACCUUGGAAGUUAUUCUUCGAUGGUUUGACCCUUAA
Vicia villosa (hairy vetch) is the source of this 453-nucleotide messenger RNA. RefSeq lists its product as uncharacterized. NCBI's taxonomy places the organism in Eukaryota, Viridiplantae, Streptophyta, Magnoliopsida, Fabales, Fabaceae. The transcript is spliced from 2 exons. The coding region runs from base 1 to 453 and encodes 150 amino acids. The record is from RefSeq and is a predicted model, not a curated record.